Molecule: messenger RNA, 2133 nt
Organism: Didymodactylos carnosus
Lineage: Eukaryota; Metazoa; Rotifera; Eurotatoria; Philodinida; Philodinidae
Source: the annotation of a GenBank genome assembly
AUCGUUUUGCAUCCAAUGGUUAAUAGCCAAAGAAGAAUGUAACUGUUACACACACUUUAUUUCAGUAAAUUAACAUCUAUAUAUAGUAUAUUUUAACUACAGGAAGAUCCCUUUGGGAAACUGGGAAAAACAGCUAUUGUGCAAGAGAAAGAGAGCGAGAGCAAGAGAGUGAGAGCAAGAGAGCGAGAGAGAAAGACGAAUAGGAAUGAAAAAUACUCAUGGGAAAGAGUGAACAGAAAGAGAAAAUAUAUAUCAUAAAAGAGCAGAAGAGUGAAUACAUAUAUCAGAAGAACAGAAGGGAAAAUAACCAUCGAGUGACGAUAAGAAUACGUAUAUUGAAAGAUGACUGCUGAUAUGAGAUUUAGUUUAUACUUCCUAACAAACUCGUCAGCGCUUAAUUUUUAUUAUUAUUCUCCUUUAUUACGCUGCAAAUGUUGUUUAAUUUUUUUGCUGGAGUGUCGGCCAUACGUCGGAGCCAAACUAGUAUCGAUCCACUCAGUCGACCAUGCGCUACAAAAGCCCACUAGUUCCAGGUUGGCAAUACUUCAAGAAAAACACGCGUAUAGGUUGAUAUGUAUAUUGUAUGUGUUAAAUAGAGAAGAGCAUCUGCAGUGCUUGACUGUGGUCUAAAACCGAGUUGAACUUUAGAGAAAAAUUUGUGUUUGAAAAAAUAAGUAAACAACUGGUCGUAAAUAAAAGUUUAAGAAUUUUAUUCAGAAUAGAAAGAAGUAAAACUGGCCUGUACUUUUCAACUUGCGCCUUCGGUCCCUUUUUAUGUAGAGGAAUAACGACCAAUAGACAAACAGAAUAAAUGGUGAAUAAAAUCUAAAGUUCUAACACACACUCUUUCAAAAAACAAGCUGGUGUCUAAUCUGGUCCUGACGUUAUAUCUGUCCUUAAACUUUAUUUAUAGCUGUGAAAAUUUGUUCUUUUGAUGGUGCUGAUUCGUUAAUUACUGAUUUUGGUUUCGAACACGGUCCGGAUUUAACAAUAAUAACAACAACAAAUAAUGGUUGCACAGAACACAACUGUUCAUACAGAAGACAGUGAAAUUAUUAAUUAUCGAGUUAGUGCUAGUAACUUUAGCAUAACCACAAAAACUUGUCGUCUACAUUUCUCUGAAUAGGACGUUGAGUCAUGGACAGUUGAAAAUGUCUGUUCGUGGUUAGCAACAAAUGGCCUACAGAACUGCUGUGAAGUAUUUCUGGGUAAGAAGAUUCAUUUUGUUUGAUUUUUCGAUUGUAUUCGUUCACAUUUUGCAUACUCACUCUAGUUAACCAAGUUGAUGGUGCUACCCUUAUUAGAGAAAAUUAUGGCACGCUGGACUUAUUAGUUAAUCUAAUAUCGUACAAAAACGAUCAGGAAACGUUCAUCAGUGCAAGAGAAAAACUCUUGUAAGUAUAACAUUGCGUGAAAAGGUAUGCCGUUGUUCUGCGUCUACCAAAGGAAUCCUAAUUUUCAUUUAGUAAAAUAACAAACGAAGUUCCUGAUCGUAUAGAUUACAAAAAGAUAGAAAGACUGGAAGAGAGAUUAAAAGUAAUAUUUUUAGAAUUUGAAGGUGGAACGGGAUAUCUGGGAUAUGAUCGAUUUAAAAACUUUCUGCAACGCUUAAGUUUAACAACAUUGAAAGAAACUCAACUACGUCAGAUCUUUGAAGAUAUUGACCAGGAUCAUGAGGGGCGUUUAAAAUUUCAGCAUUUUUUUCAAUUUUUCUCAAAUCUAAUUCAAGGUAAAGAUCCUGAUAUUCUCAAAGUAUCACAACAGGCACCUCGACAUAUCGCCGCUGCACAAGUAGCUGGAGUUUCCUACACUCCACUGGCAAACCCAACAGCUCAAGCAAAGUUUGCGUUAUUCGUUGCACUGCUGAAGGCAGAAAGAGAAGGCAAAUGUUCAUUGGGUGGUGUCACACAGUUUAUCAAUAAACAAUGGUCAACAUUCAAUAAUUUCCUGCGUUAUGGUUCAAGAGGUGAUAUAGUGAUGGAAAUUGGUACGAACAUUGAUGAUAUUCUGCCAGGUGAUUAUUUGUUGACGGAUUUAAUUAAAUGGCCAGAUAGUCUGACCGAUACAAUUGAACCGAGAUGUGUUAAAGUAAAAGGUAAAGCGGUGGAUACAAUUCAAUUGAAAUUGUGUUGA